UCCCUCCUCUCAAAACCUCAAACCCCUCCAAAAACCACAAUGUCAUCAUCAUCAUCAGUAUCACCCUCCAUGGAAUCACUAAUCCUCAAACUCCACGAGAUCGGCGCCGUGAAAUUCGGCUCCUUCAAACUCAAAUCCGGAAUCCUCUCCCCAGUCUACAUCGACCUCCGCCUCAUCGUCUCCCACCCUUCCCUCCUCACCCUAAUCUCCCAAACCCUAAUCUCCUCCCUCCCUCCCUCCACCCACUACGACCUCGUCUGCGGCGUCCCUUACACCGCCCUCCCCAUCGCCACCGUCGUCUCCGUCACCAACUCAGUCCCCAUGCUCAUGCGCCGCAAGGAGAUCAAAGACUACGGCACCUCCAAGGCCAUCGAAGGAGUCUUCGAGAAGGAUCAGACUUGCCUCGUGAUAGAGGAUUUGGUGACGAGCGGAGGGUCGGUGCUGGAGACGGCGGGGCCUUUGAGAGGGGUUGGGCUUAGGGUUAGUGAUGCGGUGGUGUUGAUUGAUAGGGAGCAGGGUGGGAGGGAGAAUUUGGAGGAGAAUGGGAUUAGGUUGCAUUCCAUGAUUAGGUUGACUGAUAUGGUUAGGGUUUUGAAGGAGAAGGGGAAGGUUGAAGAGGAGGUGGAAGUUAACUUACUCAAGUUUCUUGAAGAGAAUCGUAGGGUUAGGGUUCCUAGUAGUGUGGAGAAAGUUAAGGCUUUAGGGUUUGAGGAGAGGUUGGGGAUGUGUAAGAAUGUGAUGGGGAAGAAGUUGUUUGAGGUUAUGAUGGAGAAAAGAACUAAUCUUUGUUUAGCUGCUGAUGUUGGUACUGCUUCUGAGUUGCUUGACAUUGCUGAUAAGGUGGGACCAGAGAUAUGUAUGUUAAAGACUCAUGUUGAUAUUCUACCUGAUUUCACAUCUGACUUUGGAUCUAAACUCCGUGCGAUAGCAGACAAGCACAAUUUUCUCAUAUUUGAGGAUCGCAAGUUUGCAGACAUUGGUAACACGGUCACAAUGCAGUAUGAAGGAGGUGUGUUUAAGAUAUUAGAGUGGGCUGAUAUUAUAAACGCUCACAUAAUAUCAGGGCCAGGAAUCGUGGAUGGCCUCAAGUUGAAGGGUUUGCCUCGUGGUAAGGGUCUUCUUUUGCUAGCUGAGAUGAGCUCUGCUGGUAACCUAGCCACAGGAGACUACACUGCAGCAGCAGUGAAAAUCGCCGAGACUCACUCAGAUUUCGUGAUGGGGUUCAUCUCGGUCAAUCCAGCGUCUUGGAAAUGCGGAAAUGUGAAUCCGUCUAUGAUCCAUGCAACUCCUGGUGUUCAAAUGGUGAAAGGUGGUGAUGCACUUGGUCAACAGUAUAACACUCCACGCUCUGUGAUUACUGAGAGGGGAAGUGACAUUAUAAUCGUGGGAAGGGGAAUCAUAAAGGCGGAGAACCCAGCAAAGACGGCUCAGGAGUAUCGAGAUGAAGGCUGGAAAGCAUACUUGGAGAAAUGCUCUCAGUAGUAGUAGGUUCAAGUCUGUGAGGUGGUUGAGUUUGUUGUGUUCUGAUACUGAGUUUUGUGUGAUUUAUGUGAGGUUUUAGACCCAUGUCUCGUUUGCCUUUAUCACUUGGAUCUCAAAUCUCAAAUAAGUGAAAGCGUGGAGAGCUAUUCUCAUAUGUAUUUGCUUUGAAAAUCUGUCAUAAUUUAAAAAAAACGUUACUGGUUAACAAGAAAUCGCCUAUGGCAAUUCCAA
Messenger RNA from Eruca vesicaria subsp. sativa (arugula), 1713 nucleotides. The record is from the annotation of a GenBank genome assembly. NCBI's taxonomy places the organism in Eukaryota, Viridiplantae, Streptophyta, Magnoliopsida, Brassicales, Brassicaceae.